Molecule: messenger RNA, 1433 nt
Organism: Spinacia oleracea (spinach)
Lineage: Eukaryota; Viridiplantae; Streptophyta; Magnoliopsida; Caryophyllales; Amaranthaceae
Product: 1-(5-phosphoribosyl)-5-[(5-phosphoribosylamino)methylideneamino] imidazole-4-carboxamide isomerase, chloroplastic
Exons: 7
Coding region: 97-1062 (321 amino acids)
Biological process (GO): L-histidine biosynthetic process; L-tryptophan biosynthetic process
Cellular component (GO): cytoplasm
Molecular function (GO): 1-(5-phosphoribosyl)-5-[(5-phosphoribosylamino)methylideneamino]imidazole-4-carboxamide isomerase activity
Source: RefSeq, a predicted model, not a curated record
UUCAUUACUUAGCGAAAUUCCGAGAAGGUUGAAAGUAAGAGCACUGAGAGGAGAGAGACUGAGGCUGAAUUCGAACUUCGAAGUUCCAUCAUCAAAAUGAAGCUCCCAUUUAUUCGUCUCUCUUCGACCAUUGAACCCUCCUCACUUUUGCAUCCUUUCGCCUCCAAAAUCGAUGGCUUCGGUCUUCAAAUUCCAACUAGAAGCACUGCAAAACCUUCGCAUGUUCGUCCCUUUUCCAUCCAAUGUUCAGUUCGUUUUCGACCUUGCAUUGAUAUACACAAGGGUAAAGUAAAGCAAAUUGUUGGGUCCACCCUUUCGGAUUCCAAGGAAGGAGGAUCAUCAUCAUCAGCAGCUCUUGUUACCAAUUUUGAGUCUGAUAAGCCGUCAGCUGAAUAUGCUAGGUUGUACAAAGAUGAUGGGCUUUUCGGUGGUCAUGUUAUCAUGCUUGGUGCUGACCCUUUGAGCCGAAAUGCUGCAGUCGAGGCCUUGCACGCUUUUCCUGGUGGUCUGCAGGUUGGAGGUGGGAUUAACUCUGAUAAUGCGCUAAGUUAUAUUGAAGAGGGAGCCAGCCAUGUCAUUGUAACAUCAUAUGUAUUCAACAACGGGCAAAUGGACCUUGAUAGGCUUAGGGAUCUGAUCCGUGUUGUUGGAAAACAGAGGCUUGUGUUAGAUUUGAGCUGCCGGAAGAAGGAAGGUAGAUAUGCUAUCGUAACUGACAGAUGGCAGAAGUUUAGCGAUGUAUAUGUUGACGAGCAGACUCUGGAAUUUCUCGCUGCCUAUGCUGAUGAGUUUUUGGUACAUGGUGUGGAUGUUGAAGGCAAAAAAUUGGGGAUCGACGAAGAGCUUGUUUCUUUGCUGGGAAGUUACUCACCAAUUCCAGUGACCUAUGCCGGUGGUGUGACAGUGAUGGAAGAUCUAGAAAGGAUAAAGGUGGCAGGAAAUGGGCGUGUUGAUGUAACUGUUGGUAGUGCUUUGAAUAUAUUUGGCGGUGGUUUGCUUUACGAGGAUGUCGUUGCAUGGCACCUUAAGCAGGAGUCUCUAACAGCUAGCCCCUCAUUAUGAUGUCUUUACUGGUUUUUAAAUUCCAUUUCUGAUGAAACAGUUCCCCUUUGCUCUCUCAACGACUUCCCUUAUUGAUAAAAAACUAACAAGAUAUUUCCAAUGUCAAUGUUAUUAUUCCUUGCCGUUCUUUUACUUCUCAUUUUGGAUGUUUUGCGCUAAAUCAUGCGUAUAUGUACGGCUUUCCCUUUUUAUGACUUAAGUAUGGUCAACUGAAUGGCUUAAAAUAUUGUCUUGUAAUUGUAUUUCUGGCUGUUAAGCCCGUGUCAGCUUGCUCACAUUUCUACGGGUUUAUACAAUGUUCAUGGCUGUGUAGUAAAAUUACAACAAUGGGUCGGAGAUUCUAAAUAUAUAUACUUUUUUCAUUCCUUCAA